This is a messenger RNA of Ilex paraguariensis (yerba mate), 411 nucleotides long. NCBI's taxonomy places the organism in Eukaryota, Viridiplantae, Streptophyta, Magnoliopsida, Aquifoliales, Aquifoliaceae. The record is from the annotation of a GenBank genome assembly.
AUGUUAUCUACAGCAAAGGAUUUCCGCAUUGUUCAGAAGAAAGUGGCAGAAUUGAUCAAGGGAAAGAUUCUCGUUGGUCAUGCCUUACGCAAUGAUCUUAAGGCAUUGCUAUUAAGUCAUCCAAAGAAGGAUAUACGAGAUACCUCAGAGUAUCAACCCUUUCUAAAGGAAGGACACAGGAGGGCACUUAGGCAUCUAGCUGCUGAGAUUCUUGGUGCGAAAAUUCAAAGCGGGGAGCACUGCCCUAUAGAAGAUGCCCGGGCGGCAAUGCUGCUUUAUCAGAAAAACAGGAAAGAAUGGGAGAGGAGUAUCAAAGAUUUUGUAAGGCUUAAGCAGAAGCAGAAGAAACGCAAACAGAAAAAGAAACCGGAAGAAGGUUUAAAUAUAAACCAUGCUGCAAACACAUCUUAG